GUUGUGUGUCAGUGUGCGCGCUGCACCGCAGCCUCGUCCUCACGGUUUGUAAAAUACCCCCCAAAAAAAUAGUUUUACAAGCUGGAAUAAAACAUGUCUUUUGCAAGAGCUCCUUUGAAAAGGUUCAACGAGAACGUGGGUUGUGCUCCUUCACCGGGGUCCUAUGAUGUCAAACCCGGGGAACUGAAGGGAGCAGCUUCCUUCGACAAAUCUGAUCGCUUCAGACUUGUAAAGGCAGCCGCUCUGCCUCUACCAUCCUCCUCCAGAAACGCCCUCAUGUCACCUGUCCGCAGGACGAUGUCGGUUGAUGGUCUUGUUGAAGGUUCAAGUGUAAAGAAGGAGAAGAAUGCCAUGACCAUGGAAAGGAAGCAGCAGAAACUCUUGGAGAAAGAGAUAAGGUGCCUGGUUCAGCAACGAGGGGAGCAGGACCGCCGCUUGGUGGGUCUAGAAGAGGAGCUGAAGAAGGUGGAGGCCAAGCUGCUGGCUGCAGUCAGGGAGAAGACGGGCUUUGUUGCCAAUGUUACCACCCUUGACAGACAGCUGGUAGAGCUCAAGAAAGUCAACGAGUUCUUAAAAAACAAGGUUUCUGCUGACACUACAAAAAAGAGAAUACAUUCUCUCACAAUGGACUUGAUGGAGGCCAGGAACACUUUGGAUGUUAAAAACAAGGAGUUAAAGGUCCUGCAGAUUAACACUGAAGGCCAAGUGAAAAUGCUAGAAACUGACCUGCGAGCUGCCAAGGCUACCGUCACUGCUCUAAAGGACAGGAAUAAAGACUUGGAGGACCUUCAUCAAGUUACCAAAACUCAGAAUGAUGAGCUGGAGAACGAGAAUGCUAGAUUGCAUGCUGUGAUACGGGACCUAAGGGAGGAGAUCAGAGUCGUAGAGGGAUACCUAGAUACAGCCAAUGAUCAGAUCCAGGAUCUCCGUUUGAAGCUCAGAGAGAAGACCCAGGAGAACACUGUUUCUGGUUCUCAGUUGGAGAAAGUAAAGCAAAUGGAGACUGACCUGGAGCAGCGCACUACUGAGCUUGAAACCAUCAAAGGUGUGUUGAGGCAAAAAGAAGAGGAGGCACUGAUAUUCCAGCAAGCACAGCAGGCCUCGAAGGAUGCUUUAUUGGAGAUGGAGAAGAAGUUGGAGAACCAAGAGCUGGAGCUUAAAUCUUCCCAGAUGUCAGCCAGUGACAUGGAGGAGCAAAUGGAGUUGGCCAACCAAAAAAUUCAGGAUUCUCAAGUAACAGUUCGACAGCAAGAGGCAGAGCUCGCUAGACUGAGGGAGGUGCUCAGAAGAACAGAGAAAGAGCUGGAUGAGAGAGUGGCACAUCUGGAACAGAGGUGUCUGUUCUCUGAGGAAGAGAGAAGCAAGACUCAGGAGGAGGGAAUGAGGAGAGUGGAGGAGCUUAAAACAGAGCUCCUCUUGCUAAAGGAAACUAAAAAAGAUGAUAAAAAUAAUCAGAUUCAGCUCCAGCAGGAACAUGCUGCUCUUACCGAAGAACUGACAAAAGAAAAGGCACUCGUGGACUCCCUGUCUGUGCUGGUGGAACAGGAGAGGGAGGAGGCAGAGGAGCGUCUGAGACACCUAAAGGAGGAGAUGGAGGAGGUGCUGGGAGAGCUCGCUGUCUUGGAGGACCAGGAGGUGAGGAGCCAGGAGGUGGCGGAGAGGAGUCAGGAGUCCCUCCAGAGGCUGCAGGAGGAAAACAACGAGCUGGAGAGACAGCUGAGUGAUACCAGGGCACUGUUGGAGAGUAAAAGCAAUGAUGUGGCCGCUUUGAAAGAGGAGCAUUUAUCUGCCAUGACAGAACUCAGAGAGGCACAUACAAACUCACUGAGCAAGAUGGGAGACAUUGUCACGGAACUGAAAAGCGCCAGAGAGGCUCUGCAGGGAGCAGAGAUAAGGCAAAAAGAACUGGAAGCGGAGAAGGACCGACUGACGCAACAGAUGAAGGAGGAGAAGGACAAAAUGCUUCAACAGAAAGAGGAGGAGGUCAACAGAUUGAAGGAGGGCUUAGAGGAGCACCAGGAGAGGCAGUUAUCUGAGGCAAAAGCCAGGGAGGAGAAUUCAAGAAAGUUGCUGGAGUUGCAGACUUGCCUUGCACAAAAAGAUGAGGAGAUAAAGGCCAUGGGGACGAGCCACGCUGCCCUGAUCAAUCAGCUACAGCAGGAGCUACAGCUGCAGACAAAAGACAGAGGAGAAGCACUGGGGCAACUAGAGGAACAGAGAAGUCUGCUCCAAAAUGAGAAUGAAAAAGCAGAGAAACUGCUAGAGGAGGUCAACCAGGAAAAAGGGGAAAUAAUAGAACAGCUCCAACAAGAAAGAGAAGAGAAAGCUAAAGUUCAGACAGCCCUUAAGGAGGAGAGGGGAGCAUUGGAGGUUGAAAGAGAAGACCUCCAGCAAGUCAGGUCAGAGGUGCUCAAAUUACAGGCCGAGCUUGAGAGAGUAGACGAGGAAAGGAAGAGUCUUGUGUCUCAAGUAGAACUCAUAGAGCAGUCCAGGCUUGCUCUUGAAAAUCAACUAAACAUGGCAGAGCAGGACAGAAAUCAGCAUUGCCUGGAUGAGGUUGAACAAGGGGUGAUCUUCCAGGCCCAAUUAGAACUUAUGGAGGAGAAAACAGAGACUCUGCAUCGGGAGUUGGAAGAAUUAAGACAGGAUGGACGGGCUCUGCAGGAGCAGGUGGAGGUACUGACUCAGGAAAAGGUUACACUGCAGUGGGAGUUGGAGGAGCAGCGGCAGGAACUUCAAAGACAAAUAAAUGAAGCACAGGAGAAAAGCUCCCGAGUUUCAGAGACAGAACACUGGAGGAACCAAUAUGAGGAGCUGUUUGCGAAAGUCAGGCCCUUCCAGGAACAGCUCAAUGCAUUUGCAGCCGAGCGAAAUGCACUACUCAAUGUAAAUGGAGUAAACCAGGAGGAGUUGAACAAGUUGUCCGAUGCCUACGCUCGUCUGCUGGGCCACCAGAACCAGAAGCAGAAGAUUAAACAUGUGAUGAAGCUAAAAGAUGAGAAUGUCACCCUAAAACAGGAGGUGUCUAAGCUUCGGUCCCAGGUGAGCCGGCAGAGGAGUGAUCUGGAGCAGCUGAAGUCGAAGCUCUCUGGUUCUCCUCGUCGCAGGUUUAAUCCCAGCAAGGCUUUCCAACACGACAAGGAGAACAGGCGAACUGAAACCCUUGAAGAAGGAAAUCAUUAUGCAUAAUGGAGCUCCUCUGCCAGACAAGAACUGAAAACUAAAUGAAAUUUAUUUGGUUUGGUCUUUUUAAUACUUAUCAACCUCUAAUUUGUGUCAAUCCUGUUAACCGGCUUCGUACUUGCUGCUGUUUUACAGCUUUUUGUUUCAUAGAGAGUGAUGAUGUAUGUAUCUGUUUGGAUUUUAAAAAGAAAUGUUAAGAGAUGACUGUAUAUGUGAGAAACUGAAAAUAAUGAGGAAAUGGAUGGUUGUGAGUCUACAAACAAUCCAGAGAACAAUAGCAAUCAGCAUUAGAAUAGGAGAUACUUUUAGCAAUUCCUAGGGAAGCAGAGCCAGCAGCUUCUUUUUAAAUCAUUCUUCUUGGUAAAUAAAGCUAGAUUUUUAAUACAC
Anoplopoma fimbria (sablefish) is the source of this 3570-nucleotide messenger RNA. RefSeq names its product hyaluronan-mediated motility receptor (RHAMM) (gene hmmr). Gene Ontology annotation, cellular component: membrane. The record is from RefSeq and is a predicted model, not a curated record. Lineage: Eukaryota; Metazoa; Chordata; Actinopteri; Perciformes; Anoplopomatidae. Gene Ontology annotation, molecular function: hyaluronic acid binding.